This is a messenger RNA of Aureobasidium namibiae CBS 147.97, 1899 nucleotides long. RefSeq lists its product as uncharacterized. NCBI's taxonomy places the organism in Eukaryota, Fungi, Ascomycota, Dothideomycetes, Dothideales, Saccotheciaceae. The transcript is spliced from 2 exons. Bases 1 to 1899 code for a protein of 632 amino acids. The record is from RefSeq and is a predicted model, not a curated record.
AUGAGUACUGAACCACGUUCUGCCGAAGUAUUGUCGACCUCGCCUCAUCGAAUUUACAUGACUGACGACCAUGUACCAAAUUCUGGCGAUGGAGCUCAGGACAACCUUUUGUCCGCUCCAGCGACGACAGACAGCACUCCUACCAGUGAGCAUCAAUCUCAGAAAGUCGAUGAGACUGGAAUGGAGACCACAACGUCGAUCCUAGCUUCAGCGCGCUCGGCUUCGACAAGGAAUAUCUUCACUCAAGUGUGGAACAAAUGGAAGAUUGAGAUCCUAGCUUGCGGACUGGCACUGUUGGCACUGUUCGCGAUUGUGAUGACUCUCAUAGUCCACGAUGGUCGACCUCUCCCUCAGUGGCCGUUCAGAAUAUCAGUCAACGCCCUUGUGUCAGUGUUUGCAGUCAUCCUCAAAGCGAGCAUGAUGCUUCCUGUCAGCGAGUCAAUCAGUCAGCUGAAGUGGACAUGGUACCAACAGCCACGACCCCUUGGUCAUUUGGCAGAAUUCGACCUAGCAAGCCGUGGACCUUGGGGAUGUUUCAAGCUUCUUCGAAGAUGCCAUGUCAGGAAUUCGUCCUCGAUCGGAGCUGCUAUAACCAUACUCGCCCUCGCUGGCGAUCCUUUUAUUCAACAGAUGAUCAGAUAUCGGUCGACUGCUUUUCUGCUCGUUACAGAUGAUGCACAGGCUUUUAUCCCACGCUCUAACAACUACAGCGUCCACGGACUUCAUCUGGGAGCCGGUUCUGAAUCGCUGAAUCUGACGGCCCAAGCUGCUGUCUAUAAGGGCGUCUACAAUUCCUAUUCAGCUGUGGAAGCAACAUGCACCUCAGGAAAUUGCACUUUUGAGGACUACAGAACUUUGGGAAUCUGCAGUCACUGCCACGAUACGAGCGGUACUAUAGUGAAGUCUUGCAACAACGAGUCUGAGUGUACUGCCGGACUGCAAGAUGGGCCAUCAUUGAGACUGCCAGGCUCAGCCGUACUGAAUGUUUCGACAGUCGUCGGUACAGGCUCCUUUCACCAUUCACGCAACGUCACUGGUUUGUCAAAAUCACAGCUUCUAGGGAGGAUUGGUGCGAUACCGAAUGAGCUGCUCGCUUUCGAAUGCGAAUUGUAUCCCUGUGUACGGACCUACGAAGCUAGUGUCGCAAAGGGCAACUUCUCAGAAACGCUACUGUCCACCUCACCGAUACCUGCGAGCGACUAUUCCGCAUUCGCUACAUAUUACGAUACACCUAUGCCUUGUCUGAUCAACGGGACAUAUCAUAAUGCGAGCGAAUUUGUCAACCCUGACGCCACAAACACGAUAGCCACUCUCGGACUGCUUCCAGAAAACCAGACCGCGUACGUACCUCUGGACUGUGCUUUCUGGUAUCAAGACCCCUUGGGAUUAGCCGAAUACCUCGGCGAUUUCCUCUUAGGUUCUGUAAACCAGUAUGGAACAUCCACUCCGGACUGGUUAGGUCAAUUGAUCUUGAUAAACAACUCCGUUGGUGCGUACCCGUCUUUCAAUCUCAUCAAUAACACAUGGAAUGCUCUUGCUGAGUCCAUAACGAUCCAUAUGCGAGAGAAUGGAGAUGCUAUUGGUAGUCAACCUGCUGCAGGAAGUGUAUAUCAGACAGAAACCUGCAUCUUGGUGCAAUGGCUUUGGAUAAUAUAUCCCGCGAGUCUUGUUGCUCUUACUCUGUUGUUCACGGCUGUCACUGUAUACAACAGUAUGUCAUACAAUCGAGACCAGAUCUGGAAAGGCUCGCCAUUGCCACUCAUGUUGCACGGGUUGGACAAUGGCAUCAGGCACGAUCACUGCGACACAAACGAGCUCAACGAGAUAGAAGCGAUGGCCAAGGAGCUUCGAGUGCAUUUCCAAAAGACAGAGGACGGAUGGAGACUGGUCGAGUUUUGA